This is a messenger RNA of Solenopsis invicta (red fire ant), 1848 nucleotides long. Its product is annotated as zinc carboxypeptidase. The record is from RefSeq and is a predicted model, not a curated record. The transcript is spliced from 7 exons. Lineage: Eukaryota; Metazoa; Arthropoda; Insecta; Hymenoptera; Formicidae. Gene Ontology annotation, biological process: proteolysis. Gene Ontology annotation, molecular function: metallocarboxypeptidase activity; zinc ion binding. Bases 113 to 1348 code for a protein of 411 amino acids.
GUACAAAGAUGCUACUUUGGUGCCGUGUGCAAUUACGUAUUUAAAUCAUCGAACAUCAUAAUAUCGGUAAUUGUCAGUGCUCCCGUUUUACAAAAGGGAAACUGUGAUCAUCAUGUGGAAGAUAAUAAUAUUAUGUACGGUCGUGGGCUUAGUGGCUGCCGAACAAGCUACUUAUGAAAACUACAAGGUCUUCAAAGUUAUUGCGACUACACAGGCUCAGGCUGAAUCCCUCAACCAAUUAACAGACUUUUCUGAUGGAUUCUCUUUCUGGUUGGAACCAGCUGUGAACAGAGAGGCGCAGCUUAUGGUGGCCCCGCAUAAACUGCCCGAAUUCUAUGAAAUAAUGGCACAAAUCCAAGUACCUUAUAAACCUUAUAUUGAGGAUGUUCAGGAAUUAAUCAGUAUAACGGCGCCCGCGGCGGCAUCGUCGACGUUUAAUUUCAACAACUAUCAUAAUCUCGACGUAAUUUAUCAAAAUCUAGACGACUUGGCGAAGCAAUAUCCCGACAAGGUACAAACUAUCGUAGGUGGCAAGACGUACGAGGGACGUCAAAUCAAAGGCGUCAAGGUUUCCUUUAAAGCCAACAAUCCCGGAAUCUUCCUUGAGGGUGGUAUUCACGCCAGAGAAUGGAUCGCACCAGCGACUGCUAUGUACAUUUUGCAUCAAUUAUUGACUAGCAGCGAUCCGGAGGUCAGAGCUCUAGCUGAGAGCCACGAUUGGUAUAUCUUCCCCGUAUUUAAUCCCGAUGGAUACGUGUACACGCACACUACGAACCGAUUAUGGAGGAAAACACGUAAACCGUACGGUUUCGCCUGUUAUGGCAGCGAUCCCAACAGAAACUGGGGAUAUAAAUGGAAUACUGGAGGCUCUAGUAAUUUCCCAUGUUCCGAAACCUACGGUGGAUCGGCGGCAUUCUCCGAAGUUGAGACAAAAAGCAUGUCUGAAUAUAUUGACUCUAUUUCUGACCGAAUCUACGCAUAUAUUGCAUUCCAUAGCUUCUCGCAGCUAUUGCUGAUUCCUUAUGGUCACACCACGGCUCAUCUUGAUAAUUAUAAUGACUUGUAUCAAAUUGGCAUGAAGACAAAAACUGCUCUCAGCAGGAGAUAUGGAACUCAAUUUAAGGUCGGAAACAUUGCUGAGGCAAUCUAUGUGGCUUCUGGAGGUUCUAUGGAUUGGGUCAAAGGCACUUAUGGUACACCUAUCACUUACACUUAUGAAUUGCGUGAUACGGGUCGUCAUGGCUUUUUAUUGCCUCCUAAUCAGAUUAUCCCGACUGGAGAAGAAACUUUGGAUUCUCUCGUAGCUAUGUUUAAAGAAGCAAAAGCACGUGGAUAUCCUUCAAAAUAAUUAAAGUUGACUAAAUUUUGUAUAAAUAUUAUUAUUGAUGAUAUAUCUUCAUUUAAUAAUUUGUUAAUUUUUCUUUCAAUAUUGUGUAAUAUAUAAUAUAUUAAUAAUUUUUGGUUUUCUGUUUUUAAUAUUAUGUAUGAUAUUGUUAAACGCGCGGUGGCGGCAUACAUAACAGCGAAUAACUCUCGCUUCCCGACUCGGUGGCUCUACUUAUGACCAAAUCCGUUCGUACAGCUCGAUCAAUCGUCUCAUGCAAGCUUACAAAUCACACUAUCUGUCGCAAUAUAAAUCGAGUAGUGGUGUGACUUUUGUUUAUUAUGCGUUAAUUUAUCGAACUACUAGUUUGAAAUACUAUCCGCGGUUUCCGCUAUUUUUGCACAUCAGCGAUUCACGAAGUGCGAGUGUGCAUAACAACGAAAUCGUGCUUGACUUCCUUUAUUGCUAUGCGUAGUAGAUAAUGUACAAACUAAAUACAUAGAUAAUUACACGAUUGUCUAAAA